This is a messenger RNA of Lactuca virosa, 273 nucleotides long. NCBI's taxonomy places the organism in Eukaryota, Viridiplantae, Streptophyta, Magnoliopsida, Asterales, Asteraceae. The record is from the annotation of a GenBank genome assembly.
AUGAAUUCACAGGUGACUUCCACCAACACCCACCCUUUGACCUAUCCCCGACAGAGCGGCAUACCCAUUUUGACUCAUGGACAAUGGAAUCAAGGAGAAGAAAGCAGCAGCAGCGGCGGCCUGAGAUUGUUCGGGAAAUCUGCUCCAAGCCCGAAUUUUACUGCCAAGGUCAUCUUCUCUUUGUUGAUCUGCUCACUGUUUCGACCUGCGAUCUCUCUUGCUCUGCUCUUUGAUCCGCCCUCUCGCUCUCCUCCUCAUAGCAUCAGCUUAUGA